This is a messenger RNA of Lactuca virosa, 414 nucleotides long. Lineage: Eukaryota; Viridiplantae; Streptophyta; Magnoliopsida; Asterales; Asteraceae. The record is from the annotation of a GenBank genome assembly.
AUGAAAGCGGAUGAAGUCAAUAAGGAUAUUAAAAAAGGCUUUAAUAGUUGGGGUAAUGGGAAAAAGAAUAAAAAUAAUAGAGAGGGGCUUCAGGGGCAAAAUGGGAAUUCAACAACAGAAAAUGCUUUUUAUUAUUCUACUGCUGACUGUCGUGCUUCCAGCUCACCUGUUGCAUCACAAGCGAAUUCUUAUGCCGCCCCUGGACCGGUUGCCACUCUCCCAACUGCCGCUGCUACUGUUCAGGUCUCUGCUGCUGUUCCAAUCGUUGCUGCUGAAGAAUCGCAUACAACCCCUGAUGUUUCACCCAACCUCACAGCAGCUCCUGUUGUGAAUUCCGAGAACCCUUCAACCCAUAAUGCUAACUCUGGGUCACUAAAAAAUGGAAUAGAUCAUGGAGCUUCUCCGGUCUGCUAG